This is a messenger RNA of Sesamum indicum (sesame), 1752 nucleotides long. It is a transcript of the gene TRM11, whose product is annotated as tRNA modification 11 protein. NCBI's taxonomy places the organism in Eukaryota, Viridiplantae, Streptophyta, Magnoliopsida, Lamiales, Pedaliaceae. Gene Ontology annotation, biological process: methylation. Gene Ontology annotation, cellular component: cytoplasm. Gene Ontology annotation, molecular function: nucleic acid binding; tRNA (guanine(10)-N2)-methyltransferase activity. The record is from RefSeq and is a predicted model, not a curated record.
UGAAAACAAAAAACUAAAAGAGAAAACGGAGACAAGUCCUGAAGAGUAAAAAGGGUUCAAGGGUUUUGGGUUUUGUGAAUUGGAGAAUAAAACCCCAACCCCCACCACCCAACACCUUCCUCCGUCGUACCUCCGCCACCAGCCACCCUGUCAUUUUCGGCGGAAGUCUUAGCACUUAGGUUUCUUUGCACUAGUUCGUCUUUAAUUGAGUUGGAAUUGGACAUCAUGUGGUACCUUUGUGUAUUCUACCAUAGACUGUUGGAAUACAGGAAACCGGAGUUCGAAUCCCUCGCCGGUCUCUUUGAAGGUCGCAGUGGCCCCACCACUCUGGAAUGGCGGCUGCCGGAAGACCACCACCCGGAUUCACCUUUCCAUUUCGUUAAUCUUCCUUCAGAAGAGAUGGCCCGCGACAUUGCGAGUCGAAGUAUUCUUGUGAAGGGAAUAUAUGAACUGUGGGGUGAAGGACGGAGUUUUGAGGAGCUGGAGGAGGCUAUCAAUAGUUAUCCGGAUGACCGCAAGUUGCUAUACUUAGCUCCUGGCACUACUUUCAAAAUUACUGUUGAAAGUUUUGGGAAAGCAAUAAGCUCUCACGAGCAAAGUGAUCGCUUCCAGAAGUUGGCAUUCAUUCCUUUUAAGGGGAAGGUGAAUUUGCGAAAUCCUGAGCAUAGAUUCUGUCUUAUGGACAAUGAUGAUUAUGGCGAUAAUAAUGGGCUUCCUCCCAUUGUUAAAAGGAGAAUAUUUUUUGGUCGGGAGGUAGGUGCUUCAGAUAGGAAGAUCUUGCAAACUUAUCAGCUAAAAAGUCGCAAAUAUCUUGGCCCAACAGCCAUGGAUGCAGAAAUGGCCUUCCUAAUGGCAAAUCAAGCGCAAGUCAAACCUGGGAAACUUGUGUAUGAUCCUUUUGUGGGUACAGGUAGCAUUCUGAUUGCGGCAGCUCAUUUUGGAGCAAUGACAAUGGGUGCAGAUAUUGACAUUCGGGUUGUCCGUGAUGGUCGUGGUCCAGAUUGUAAUGUCUGGAGCAAUUUCAAGCAGUAUGGUUUGCCAAUGCCAUUAUCUUUAUUGAGGGCUGACAAUAACCUUCCACCUUGGCGUUCUGGGUUAAAAGAGGUGUUUGAUGCCAUUAUAUGUGAUCCUCCUUAUGGGGUUCGUGCUGGGGGGCGCAAAUCUGGUGGACGCAAGCUUUUGAAAGGUGUCAUUGGUCCUUACACCGUUCCCGACGAUAAAAGGACUGACCACAUACCAUCUACUGCUCCGUAUAGCUUAGUGGAAUGCGUGCAUGAUUUGCUUGACCUUGCAGCUAGAAUGCUUGUAAUGGGUGGGCGGCUUGUGUACUUCUACCCUGUUCUAAGAGAGGAGGAUUCGCCAGAACCCACUUUCCCAGAACACCCAUGCUUUGAAUUGAUUGCAACAUGUGAACAAAUCCUCAGCUACAGGUACAGUAGGGUCUUGCUAACCAUGGUUAAAGUUGCCCCUUACAGCGAAGAAAUCGAGUUGGCUGCUAAGCUUAAACAUAUAGAGUUCAAAGAAAACCACCUCAAGUGGCUAGAAGAUGGAAAUUUACAUUCGGCGGUUUUCAGCCCUGCAGAUGUCCAGAUUAAUGGAACAGGUGAGAAGUUUAGCUCGAAACCCAAAUACAGGGGCAAAUAUGUUUAGUUUCAAGAUUAAAUGGUAGCUAUUGGACAUUAUAGACUUGUAAAACAUACAGUUAGAUCACUGAGAGUUUUUACAUGGUUGAAUCGUUUAGAAUUCCUAUUC